AAGACACAGAUUUGCAGAAUGAAUCGAAAAACUCGAUGCCGUCACUGAAAACAAGAGUUUAUUUUCUGCAUUUGAUGAGUUUUUUGUUCCAUAUUAACUUUGUGAUAUUUUGCAUUCUAUUGAAAAUAUCCAAGGCAUCUAACCUAAGCCACAGAUUUGAUGUUUCAAUCGAAAAACGCGUCGAUGUCACUUAACAUUGAGACGGGAACAAUCCGAGAAAUUGAAAACUAUACUAUCUUUGCUCGGGAACAGUAGACCAAAUAGACCUAUGGUCACAAAACCAUUACCAAACACGAAACUCUAUCAGAUUGAGGAAUUCUAAAUUUGAUUUUGCAGGCAUAGUAGAUGUACGGACCAUUGCAAUUGAAGAAACGUUUAACGCGACAUUUCAAUUCGAAACUAUCAACGAAAUUGAUAAAAAUAGCAAACAUGGCAUGGAAACAUCUGACUCAGAUUCGCAUGUAACAGUUUAGAAUACAACAUUUGAAAUUUUUAAUUUGAGUUACAUUGGACCUUUUGCUUUUCUUCUACUAAAACCACAUUCUUAGAAAGGCAGUGAAGCAGAGUUAUCGAUAACGUAUCUAGGGGAAGCCGGGAGGGUAAUAUUUCCUUUUCUGGUUUGAUGUAUUAAGAACUGUUAGGAAGAGGCUUGAUCCGAUGUGGUGAGUCUUGAGAUUGACCUGAAGCCAAAAUAAAAAAGCCAAAUAGCCAAAACAAAACAUAAAUAAUUACAUUGCACAUGCCCAAAACACUUGACUAAAGAAGACAGACGAAGAAAAAGAAAAUGGAAAAAGGGCCUUUAAUGAAGACAAAUGAUAGGGAUUUGUAUGACGAUUUCCAAAAGAGCAAACAGUUCAACGAUAAAGAUGUUGAAAUGCCUGUGGAUCACAAGCUAAGGAAAAGGUCAAUCCGUGUCAUCUACUUGAUUUCCCUUUUCGGUGGAAUAGCGUAUACAAUUACAAUGCCAUCACUCUGGCCCUAUAUGAAAAAGCUUGAUCAGUUUGUGAAACCAUGGUAUCUGGGAAUGGCCAAUGGCGGCUAUAGUCUCGGACAGCUGAUUGGUUUGGUUGUAUUUAGUGCAUUCCACCAAACUCAUGGAGCCCGCACGCCUCUUUUUGCAUGCUUUCUGCUCAAAUUUUCUGGAGAUUGUUUGCAUGUGUUUGCAGCAGCAUUUCCUGGAAGAAAUGGAGUAACCAUGCUUAUAGCGGCACGAUUUGUAACCGGUUUGUCAAAUGGUCAAGUGGUUGUUUGUCGCACUGUCUUGGCACAAUCAUCAACUCUGAAGGAAAGAAAGAUAAUCUUUGCUUCCCUUUUCACAAUUUACGCAUUAGGAUAUGGACUUGGGCCAGGGCUACAAGCUGUUCUGGCAUUCAUUCUCAAAAAAGAAUAUCGUCAUUCGUUUAUCAUCAUAGACGCCUUCAACGCUCCUGGCUGGCUUGGAAUGGUUUUUCAAAUUAUCAGUUUCAGCUCUGUAUUGAUUUUAUUUAAAGAGUACAACUUAACGAGCGACAACGAGACGAAAACAGAUGACUUGCCAAAACCAGAUACUUUUGCUCUGAUUUUGGUCGCAGUUUGCCAUUUUCUCAUCUACUUAGUGUUUGCAGCAGUUGAGACGCUGACAGCUCCUCUGAUGACAGAUGAACUAGCAAUGACAAAACGAGCAUCAGUUCUCAAUGCUGGCAUCCUGUUGUCCUCCCUUGGACCUAUUGCAAUUAUAUCACUUACCUUUGUCAAGUGUUCAUCUAAAAGAGUGAGUGAAAGGCAAGUGAUUUUGGUAGGAUGUACAAUUGCGUUGGUAGGCUUUGUCAUUUUUUUACCCUGGGGAAACACAUAUCCAACUCUUCAAACAGCAGAGUUUGUCAAAGUUGGAAAUCUGACUCAAUUUCGUUUGAAAGAAGGUUGCCCAGCAAAGUACCAGUGGUGCAAAAAUACACCUAAAAUACACCUUGGACAAUUAAUAAUUGCUGAAUUGAUGGCUUUGAUUGGCUACACAUUGCCAUAUUUAGUUACAAAUGGACUGUUUUCAAAAGUUGUUGGUCCAAGAAAGCAGGGUUUUUAUAUUGCUGCUCUGUCUGCCAAUUCGUGUCUAUCAGGGAUCACAUCACCAUUGUUAGUGGCGUAUAUUUACGAACAUUUGGGACCCAAAUAUGUUUUCAUUACGAUUGCUUCUAUUUUAUCACUUUUUAUUUUAGUCUUCACUUACUUCUAUAGCAGGAUAGUACCUUUUGAAGAAUACAUUAAGAAAAACUAGAGUAUGGAAAUCAAAGUUUUUGAAGUUUGUUAGAUUUUUUUGACUAACAAAAAUAAAGUUUUAAUGAAAUGUUGUG
Molecule: messenger RNA, 2327 nt
Organism: Rhopilema esculentum
Lineage: Eukaryota; Metazoa; Cnidaria; Scyphozoa; Rhizostomeae; Rhizostomatidae
Product: major facilitator superfamily domain-containing protein 8
Biological process (GO): transmembrane transport
Cellular component (GO): lysosomal membrane
Molecular function (GO): transmembrane transporter activity
Source: RefSeq, a predicted model, not a curated record